Molecule: messenger RNA, 5377 nt
Organism: Labeo rohita (rohu)
Lineage: Eukaryota; Metazoa; Chordata; Actinopteri; Cypriniformes; Cyprinidae
Gene: slc9a1b
Product: solute carrier family 9 member A1b
Exons: 11
Coding region: 2837-4957 (706 amino acids)
Biological process (GO): proton transmembrane transport; regulation of pH; sodium ion transport
Cellular component (GO): membrane
Molecular function (GO): sodium:proton antiporter activity
Source: RefSeq, a predicted model, not a curated record
AAGUCAUAUGUCACCCCCCUGUGAUUUUACUCUGAAUCAAAGGUGAAAAUACCUUCCUCUACAAAAGUAAAUAUUCCUCCAUGACAUUUCAUAUUUUAGCUUUCAUCACUAUACAUGUCUAUCUUUCUUCAGUAAAAAUAUUAGCAAAAUCAAAAAUUUGAGCCGGGGACCUCUGGAUGAGUCGACACAGAAUGACCCAGCUUUCAUUUUUUCUCCCUGUACAUUAGAAAUUGUCCUGAUUAUCUUUUUUUUCCUGAGCAAAAUAAAUGUUUACCAUGAUUUACAGAAGAGAUUUAGUUCAGUGUAAACAUUAUUUUGUAUAUCAAAAAAUCUUGUCAGGCAUAUUUUGAACAAGAGUCAUUAACGGCAUUAAAAGAUCACAGUCCAGCUUCUCAGAACGAGUCAACUGUAGCUUUAAAUCUCGGCAGCAGGAAAAUUUUAAUCACUAAAAUAUAUGUCGUUUCGUUCUUACAUUAAUACAUCUGUUACGCUGAAUGAGGAUGGAACGCUAUUUUACCCAUAUUUUGUCAGUUAUUUUUAAUAUUAAAGAAAACACUUGCAUUUAAUGUGCUUUCUGUGUAUAGAAAAUCACUUUUGUAAAAACGCCAAAAUGGGACAUCAUGUCUUUCACACACACAUUUCAUAAUAUCAGUGAAGUGAGGAAUGAUAAGAAAGUAUGUGAGUGAUGUCGUUGUGUGAUUGUGACACAGAUGAAGCCUCUCUUAUAUUCGAGCUUCCUCUGGGUGUGGAUCUCUGCUCUGGACGUUCAUCAGGUGCAUCAUGGGAUGUUUCUGAGCACUAGUGCAGGAGGAGCGUGAGAUGAGGUUUCUCUUCACUGUGUGCCGCUCAUGCAUUUAAACAGGUUACCAGUUAAUUAUACACGGGUAUGAUUCGUAUUUGUCUGAAAUCUCAUUCUGAGCAGAAAGCUGACGUCAGUGGUGUGUGUGCAGGCUUUAGUUUGUAUUACACACACAUGUGCCCGUGUGUGUUUGUCACGUCAACAGAGCUGCACGGGAUUGUGGGUAGCGCUGAGGCUGUCAUCGUGUGUGAUGAGGAGCUGUAUUUCAGGCCCGUCUGAUCUUUUUUUUUUCAGGUGAAAGAAAUGAGUAAAUGAAUAAGAAAUCCAAAAUAUCAAUGUCAAAUGACAAUUUCAGCUGAGAUUCAGAGCCAAAUUACAGGGGGUUAAACGUGAUGGCAAAGAUGGCAGCAUCAUGAGGUUAUUUCACACAGUGAUCGGUCGCUCUAUUAGUGAAAUCUGUUGACUUUAGCAAACCCCAUUCCAAAUAACUUUUCCAGCUUUAUUUACAAUUUUGGUCUUACAACAUCAAACCAGUGAAAGAAAAAAACACAACAGGUUAAUAAAACAUUUAUAAAAAAAAAAAAAAAAGCUAGAAAAACAGGGUUGGGAAAGUCAUCAGUCCCUUGAUUUAUUGGUUCAUAGAUCCCUCUUUUGCUUUAACUACAGCCAUCAGUGUUUUUGGAUAUGUCUGUACUAGCUUUGGACACUUUGAUUGGGGAAUAUUUGCCUAUUCUUCCUUGCAGAAUUGCUCAAGUUCAGUCAAGUUCUGCUGUGAGCGCCAGUGGGCUGUUCUCUUCAAAUCCAUCCACAGAUUUUCGAUUGGAUUUUUCAGUCGGGGCUCUGCCUUGGCCACUCAGUGGACGGCCUGAUCUAGGCAAUGUGCCAGUGGUGCCAUACAUUUUCCUCUUAAUGAUGCUUUGAACGGUACUCCGAGGGAAAGCUAAAGCCUUUGAAAUGUUCUCCUGACUUGUGCCUUUCUACAGCUUUAUCCCAGAGGUCUUUUGAAAGCACUUUUUUCCAACCAUGGUAAAUUCUUUGCCGUACCAUGCAAUACUAACAUACUAACAGUGGAGUCUUCAAGAAAUGGCUCAUUUUAUUCUGAAGUAAUCAACACCACCACUAUAGAUGUCAGGUGGGGCAAUUAGCCUGGUGUUUAAUCUGGAAGUUAAUUGCUUGCACCUGAGCAGGUUUAUAAUGGUAUCCUCCAGGGGGCUGAUCGCUUUACCAAACCAGGCAUUUCACCGAUUCAUUUUUAAUAAUCCUCCAUCCUCAAUUUUUUAAAAUGAUAUUUUUACUUUAACGAUGACGGUUAUAAUGUGUACAUGCAGCUCAAAAUUUAAAUGCAUUUUAAGUGCAUUUUUAUGUCGGUGUUCAAAAAUGGGAGUGACAGUUAAAGGGUUAAAAUGUAGAUGCUUAAAAAAAGUUUCCUUGGAAAGAGACAUCUAAAAGAGACAUCUAAAAGAGACAUCUUUAAUUACAGUCACGCAAACUUUUGAAGAUGUGUUUUUUAGUCACUCAGGAAUAUUUUCUGCAAUUCUUUUGAUAAGAGGGAAACAAGAUACUUUUUUUAGUUUCAACAUUAUUUACUCUUCAGUCAUUGCUUUUUUAAAGGGGUCAUCAGAUGCUAAGUUCACUUUUUCAUGUUGUUUGAACAAAUAAUGUGUGUUGUCAGUGUAUGUACAAAUCUACCCUAUAAUGAUAAAAAUCCAUGCAGUGGUUUUUAAUUAAUCUGUAAAAAUAAUAUCCCCUUUUUCAAAUCGAGCCGUUCUCAGAUGCCUGUCGUUGUGGCGUCACAUGACAGAGGCCACUCCCACCAUAGUUGAUUGACAUGAGCGUCUUACCUCAGAUCAGCUGUAACAGUCCAGUAACCUCCAUUGUUUCGAUGCCGGAGCAGGGAUGUAAGGUACACAAGAAUAUCUCUGAUUGAGUGAUUGAGGUGUUGUGUUGCUGGAUGUAAUAAUGAACAUAGUGGUCGUCAUUUACUCCCGACAUCUGAGCAGCUGAAGAUGCAGUGGAUUACGUUUGUUUGUGAAGGGAAUGCGCCUCCCGAUCUACAUAUAUCCGUCUAUGUUCACGCAAAUCAUUCGUGAUCCAGCUUCACUUACAGCAGAAAGCGGCGUGUGUGUUUGUCGUUCAGGCUUCCAUCUGAUCCCGCAUCUGUCGGGCGUGGUUCCUGAGAGCUGUCUGCUGAUCGUGGUGGGUCUGCUGGUGGGCGGCUCGAUCCGCGUGAUGGGCAAGGACCCGCCCGUGCUCGACUCGCAGCUCUUCUUUCUGUGCCUGCUGCCGCCCAUCAUCCUGGACGCCGGCUACUUCCUGCCCAUCCGGCCCUUCACGGAGAACGCCGGCACCAUCCUGACCUUCGCGGUGGUGGGGACGCUGUGGAACUCCUUCUUCAUGGGCGCGGUGCUGUACGGCGUCUGCCGCCUGGAGGCCGACCGCCUGGCGUCCGUCAAUCUGCUGUCCUGCCUGCUGUUCGGCUCCAUCGUGUCGGCCGUGGAUCCGGUGGCCGUUCUCGCCGUCUUCGAGGAGAUCCACAUCAACGAGCUGCUGCACAUCCUGGUGUUCGGAGAAUCUCUGCUGAACGACGCCGUGACUGUGGUCCUGUAUCACUUGUUCGAGGAGUUUGGGCACGCGGGCGAGGUGACGGCGGGCGACGUGUUUCUGGGCGUGGUGUGUUUUUUCGUGGUGGCGCUGGGCGGAGUGAUGGUGGGCGGCGUGUACGGAGUGUUGGCGGCUUUCACCUCGCGCUUCACGUCGCACACGCGUGUGAUCGAGCCCCUCUUCGUCUUCCUGUACAGCUACAUGGCGUACCUGUCGGCCGAGGUGUUCCACCUGUCCGGCAUCAUGGCGCUCAUAGCGUGCGGCGUGGUCAUGCGGCCGUACGUGGAGGCCAACAUCUCCCACAAAUCCUACACCACCAUCAAGUACUUCCUGAAGAUGUGGAGCAGCGUGAGCGAGACCCUGAUCUUCAUCUUCCUGGGCGUGUCGACGGUGGCCGGGCCGCACGUCUGGAACUGGACCUUUGUGACCAUCACCAUCGCCCUGUGUCUGCUGUCCAGGAUUCUGGGUGUGGUCGGUUUGACGUACAUCAUUAAUAAGUACCGGAUGGUGAAGCUGAGCAGUAAGGAUCAGUUCAUCGUGGCGUACGGCGGACUGAGGGGCGCCAUCGCUUUCUCGUUAGCGUUCCUGCUGUCCCGCGACGUCUUUCCCAUGAAGGACAUGUUUCUGACGGCCAUCAUCACCGUCAUCUUCUUCACCGUGUUCGUGCAGGGAAUGACGAUUCGACCGCUCGUUGACCUUCUGGCUGUCAAGAAGAAGAAACAAAGCAAAUGUUCAAUAAACGAGGAGAUUCACACUCAGUUUCUGGAGCAUCUGCUGGCUGGAAUCGAGGGCGUGUGCGGACACUACGGACAUCAUCACUGGAGGGACAAGCUGAACCGCUUUAAUAAGCACUACAUCAAGCGCUGUCUGAUCGGCGGAGAACGAUCGCAGGAGCCGCAGCUCAUCUCCUUCUACAACAAGAUGGAGCUCAAACAGGCCCUGACGCUGCUGGAGAGCAACAGUUCAGCCAGUCUGAGCACCGCCGUCACUGCAGCCGCACCGUCAGUAUCUCACACACACACACUCAUGUACUGCAUCUCACCUCUCAUACAUGUGUGUGUGUGUGUGUGUGUGUGUGUGUGCAGACAGCAGCGGAGCCAGAAAACACUCAACAUCUCUAAAGUACGAGAAGAAGAAAUCAGGAAGAUCCUGCGAGCAAACCUGCAGAAGACCCGACAGAGAUUGCGCUCGUACAGCCGACACACGCUGAUGCCCGACGCCGAAGACGACGACUGGAGCGAGACGCUUCUCAGGAAGCAGCGCGUGGAGAUGGAGAGAAGGAUGAGCCACUUUCUGACGGUUCUUGCUCGUCCAGAGUCUCCUCCGGUGAGAAGAGCGCGCGUGGAGUCAGACAGUCGAGCGUUUGCGGCCAGACCGAGCAUCCUCGUCACCGUCGCCGACGAGACGUCGGACGGGCCCCGGGAGAGCCGAGGACCCAAACCCAGCGUGAAGUUCGUUCUGGACGCGGAGGAGCAGAAACUGCCUCGCUGUCUGAGCGAUCCGGGUCCAGAUCAGCUGCUGGAGGAAGACGAGGAGCCCGUCCGUCACAGAGACUGACAGCACUGUUUCUGUGUGUUUUAUGUGUGUUUUAGCAGUGGAAAAAAUGAUGUAUUCAAUUAAACAAAAGUGCCAGUGAAUACAUUUAUCACAUUAAAAAAGAUUUCUAUUUCAAAUAAAUGCUGGUGUUUUCAAAACCUUCUAUUCAUCAGUGAAUCCUGAAAAAUAGGUCGUGUUGGAAAAAUAACAUGUACGACGGUUUCCACAAAAAUAACUGUUUUCAACAUGAAUAACAAUCAUAAAUGCAGCAAAUCAGCAUAUUAGAAUGAUUUCUGAAGGAUCAUGUGACACUUCCAGUGAAGACUGGAGUAAUGAUGCUGAAAAUUCAGCUGCGAUUGAACAGAAAACACUUAUUUUAAACGGUUAUAAUAUUUCACUGUUCUUCACAGUAUUUUGGAUUAACUUAAUGAGUCUCAGGAG